This is a messenger RNA of Odontomachus brunneus, 577 nucleotides long. Its product is annotated as cysteine-rich motor neuron 1 protein-like. The record is from RefSeq and is a predicted model, not a curated record. The transcript has 2 exons. The coding region runs from base 225 to 467 and encodes 80 amino acids. Gene Ontology annotation, molecular function: protein binding. NCBI's taxonomy places the organism in Eukaryota, Metazoa, Arthropoda, Insecta, Hymenoptera, Formicidae.
GAAUGUUUAGGAUCGGCCCGGAAAUUAAUAUUUUUACUUUGACUAUUGUGGAUGAAAAGAAAAAAGUUAUUCUCGCGCGUCGCUUCAGACUAAAGCUAACGAUCUUUCUCUCUCAACUGUCUUUCUCCCUUUUUCUCUUUCCAAAUCCUUGACUGACCUAAUCAAACGACGCUUUUCGUGAUGCAGGUAGCAGAAGAUUUCUACCACCUCCGAAAGGCGCCUGCAUGGUCGGCACCAUGCUGUAUACCUCGGGAAAACAGUUCUACGCGGAUCACUGCACACAUUGCACCUGCACCAAUUCAUCGGUCUCGUGCACGAAGGAGACCUGCCCAGUGCUGGAGUGUCCCAGGGAAUAUCAGACACACGGUCGCUGUUGCCCGCAAUGCCCGAUCAUCGAGGAGAGCAAAACCUCUUGCAUUUACAAUGGAAAAGUUCGCGAGGCAGGAUGGCGAAUCAUGGAAGCUUGAUUCCUGCAAGGCGUGCGCCUGCAAACAGGGCAAAGUGCGCUGCGCGAUGCCUAUGUGCCCGGUAAUAAACGAACCUUGCCCGCCGAACACGAAGCUGGAGCGUCCGAAGG